AUGCAAAUCAAAGCAUCUCAUAAACAGAAUGAACCCAUUGUAUCGGGCACACAAGCUGCCUUAGGACAAUUUCCCUGGCACGUUUUAUUGAAAAAAGAUAAAAAUGACGAUGUGUGGUGUGGUGGUUCUAUUAUUACCAACAAAUGGGUUUUAACUGCAGCCCAUUGUCUUUAUGGCCAACGUUCUAUAUUUAUGGCAUUUGGAACCAUAGAGCAGAAAAAUAGUGAAAUUAGUAUGACCUCUAACAAAUUUGUUAUAUAUCCAGCAUAUGAUGACAACAAUGUUUUCGAUGACAUUGGACUUAUUGCUUUACCUAACCCCUUAAACUUUACUCCCAACAUACAAGCCAUUGACUUGGUAACAGCAGCAGAAGCUGCGAAACACAAUUUUUGGGUGCUGAAGCUACCAUUUGUGGUUUUGGUCGAACCACUGAUAAUGUGGAUAAAAGUUCUGAAUGGUUAUUAUGGACUUCGGUGGAAAUUGUUAAUAAUACAAUUUGUGAAGUGAUUUAUGAUGAACCGGUAGAGGAUACAGUUAUCUGCGCAAAAGGUUAUAAAGAUACCAAGCAGUCCUCCCUGUGAUGGUGAUUCAGGUGGUGCUUUAGUUUGGAAGAAUGAAGCGAAAAAGUUUGUACAAAUUGGGGGUAUAUUCAUUUUCAAAGGAAGACG
Messenger RNA from Lucilia sericata (common green bottle fly), 668 nucleotides. RefSeq names its product collagenase-like. The coding region runs from base 1 to 507 and encodes 168 amino acids. The record is from RefSeq and is a predicted model, not a curated record. The transcript has 2 exons. Gene Ontology annotation, biological process: proteolysis. Gene Ontology annotation, molecular function: serine-type endopeptidase activity. NCBI's taxonomy places the organism in Eukaryota, Metazoa, Arthropoda, Insecta, Diptera, Calliphoridae.